Chlorella variabilis is the source of this 924-nucleotide messenger RNA. RefSeq lists its product as hypothetical. The record is from RefSeq and is a predicted model, not a curated record. Bases 1 to 924 code for a protein of 307 amino acids. Lineage: Eukaryota; Viridiplantae; Chlorophyta; Trebouxiophyceae; Chlorellales; Chlorellaceae. The transcript is spliced from 10 exons. Gene Ontology annotation, cellular component: membrane.
AUGGGAGGGGGAGACGCACCCAAGCCAGAGGGCCCUUCGCCGCUCAGCCCCGAGUUUGGCAACACCGCAGGGCCCUUUCUACGCUUCCAGGGCGGCACGGGGGCCGGUGACUCGUCGUGGACGGGUUCGGUGCUCUUUCUCACGCGAGGGGGCGCCAACGGCGACCAGGCUGGCGCGCCUCAGCCAACACUCACCCUGACGGAUGGCAGUGCCGCAGGCGGCAGCGGGUCGCAUCAGCUGGAGCCCACGCAGCUGGCGAGUGUCCUGGGAUGGGCGUUCUGGCGGUUUGAGAUCGAGCUGCAGCUGGCGCCUUGGCAGCGGCCUGUCGAGUACAAUGUCAGCGCAGGCACGACCAUCACCAAGACGUACUCGUUCUGGUUGCCCGCCGUGGGCCAGCCCAUGCACUGGGGGUAUACCUCGUGCAACGGCUUCUCCGGCAGCAUCCCUGCAACCGCUCCAGAGCGCCAAGAUGUGACGUACCUGUGGAAGGACAUGCUGAAGCUGCACAGCGCCUUCCCGCUGCACUGCGUGGUGGGCGGAGGUGACCAGCUGUACAACGAUCCGGUGUUCAAGCAGCCCUCGCUCCAGGCCUGGGGCGAGAACCCGGAUCACGAGUUCAAGGCGGCGGCUGACUGGACAGAGGAGAUGGAGGCGGAGGCCACUUCCUUCUACAUUUCCAACUACAUCUCCGCCUUUUGCAUGAGGGAUGUGUGCGACGCGUACGCCCAGAUCCCGCAAGUCAUGAUGUGGGAUGACCACGAUAUCUGGGAUGGCUACGGCUCAUAUGACGCCGACAUACAGGAUUGCAAGGUCUUCAAGGGCCUGUUUGCCGUGGCGCGCAAGUUCUACCUGCUGUUCCAGCAGCACACCACCGACGACUUCAACAAACAGAAGCAGGAGUACCUGACCAACGACGGCUCGUGA